CCACUUUAACGAUAACAGCAAUUAAAGAAAAGAAAUAUAUUCCAAACUUUUAAAGCCUUACAUAUUUCACUUAAAAACGUGAUUUAACUUACGCAUUUGUUUGACUAUUCAAUACCUAAGACAUAAUUUCCCGGGGGCAAAAGUAAUGCGUUUCACGAUGGAAAUUUGUUACGGUUGGUAGUACACAUCACGUCCUGUUCGUGUCCGCUGCGGUCUCCUGUCAAUAAUGAACUAACGUCAAAAAAUUGGAACCGGUAGAAUCUGGCAUUUUAUUAUAUUUGUGUAUUCUUAGAAGUAAUUUGACGUUAGCACAACGAAAUGGAGGACGAUCUGCCAACCGAGUAUGAUGUAAUAGUGGUAGGGACAGGUAUGACAGAAUCUAUUGUUGCUGCUGCUGCAAGUCGAAUAGGCAAGAAAGUGUUGCAUUUAGACAGCAAUGAGUAUUAUGGUGGGUUGUGGGCCUCCUUCAAUUUUGAUGGGCUUCAAAAAUGGAUGGAGGAGUGCCGGCAACCCAACAAACCUUCUGAAACAGUGGAUACUUCAAAAGCAAAGGAAGGAGAGAAAUUGGUGAAAGCUGGUAAUCAAUUUUCUACAGUCAGCAAUCUUGAAGAAAAGUGGUAUAUUUUGGAGGAAGUGGCUGAUUCUCCAGAGGGUCAGUUGUCCUCUAAAAUUACACAAACUGAAGGAGAGGAACACCCUGCUUCAAAGGCAGCGGAAGGGCCGGGUGAGGGCGCGGCCAGUUCUCUGGGCGGAGAAUCUGAAAAAUUAGAGAAAGAAGGCAAUUGUGAGAAACCUGACUCAGACGAAGCCAAAGAUAAUUCUGUUCUCAAUCAAAGGGAAAACUGGAGUCAAAAUAAAUUGAAAAAAGAGUACCGUAAAUUCAACCUUGAUCUUGCUCCAAAGUUGUUGUUUGCUCGUGGAUCUUUGGUGGAACUUCUCAUAUCUUCCAAUAUUGCUCGUUAUGCUGAGUUUCGAAGUGUGACACGUGUGUUGACGUGGAUAAAUGGUCGUCUGGAGCCUGUGCCAUGCUCUCGAGCAGAUGUGUUUUCCACUCAAAAUGUUUCGGUCCCUGAGAAGCGCAUGCUUAUGAAGCUGCUCUCUUCAUGCCUUGAAAACGAAGAUGCAAAUAAGGAAUUUGAGGGUUUUGAGGAUAAAACGUUUGUGGAGUAUUUGAAAUCUAAAAAGCUUACUUCUAAUUUAAUGCACUAUGUCCUUUAUGCCAUUGCAAUGGCAACUGAAAACACUCUGUGUAUGGAUGGUGUGAAUCGCACACAGAGGUUUCUGAAUAGUUUGGGUCGAUAUGGCAACACACCUUUCUUGUGGCCCAUGUAUGGGAGUGGAGAAAUUCCUCAGUGUUUUUGCAGACUUUGUGCUGUUUUUGGAGGACUGUAUCAUUUGAAACGUGCUGCUGAUGCCAUUAUUAUUGAUGCAAAUGGAGAGAAAUGCAUAGGCAUUAUGUCUGGCCAACAGCAUCUUGAGACUGCUAACUUAGUGAUGGGAGUUGGAUAUGCCCCUCCUGAUUUUGUGAAGACUGCUCCUUCGGGAGGUCUUUCGAGAGGAAUAUUUGUCACUGACAGAUCAAUUCUGCCAUCUGAUAAAGAGUCAUUAACUCUUCUUCAAUUUCCUCCUUUGGAUGGUGCAAGGGAACCAGUGACUGUUAUUGAAGUUGGCCACACUACAAAUGCUUGCCCAAAGGGUUUAUAUGUGGUGCACAUGACAUGCAAACAACAAACUACUGCAUGUGAAGAUCUGAAGGCAGUUGUAGAGCACCUCCUUCAUGUGGAGUUUUCUGAUGGGACGGUUGCUCGAAUUGACACCGAUAUGAAGGCUACUCAAACUGCUCAUCAGGAGGGCAGCAGUGCAGAGAAUCCGGAAGGUGCAGAUGCUUCUGGCGAGAGACCAGCUGCCUUGAAACCGCAGGUGCUGUGGUCUCUUUUCUUCAAUUGCCCAGAGACGUCUCAGUGUGACUUCUCUGCUGAUGUGCCCUCAAAUGUGUUCUUGUGUUCUGGGCCUGACCUGGAUUUGGAUUUUGAGUUCUCCGUGAAGCAGGCUAAAGAAAUCUUCACCAAAAUGUACCCCGAAAGCGAAUUUUUGCCCCGAGCUCCAGACCCAGAGGAAAUUGUUUUGGAAGGAGAAGAAGGAAGCGGGGAAGGAGCCGAGCAGAAAGAAGGGGAAGAGCAGGGAGAUGCACAAGAAGGGCCGAAAGAGGCUCAGUCAGAGGAGUAAAGGGAGUGGAUGAGAUAUCUCACCCUGCCCAACCUUCUACAAGUUCAGACGAGUCUAGUGACUGAAGAUACCAUACAGAAUUGUUUGAAUCCUUAGCUUUGCAUUACCAAGUGUUGUUAAAGGAAACAAAGCACUCAUAAGGAACUAGUUAUAAACCAUGUAUAGCUAAUGCCAAAUUCUGACUUUUUGUUCAGUGCUUUUGAUGUUUGGAUUAUAUUACUCUGCUAUUCAUUCUAGUCAAUCUCAUGUUUGAUUUACACUAUUGUCUGACACAAACAAUUCCAAGCUUAAAAGCUCAACAACAAAGAAACACUCAGGAUGAUGCAUAGAAAAACAAUCCAGUGUGUUGCUCUUUGAAGCUUGAUUAUUUAUGGUGUGAUUAUCUUUUAAUGAAAUGAUGCAUUCCAAACUUGUUUGUGAAAACAUGAAAGUACCAUGUAUGUGAAUAAUUUGUUGUUUGCCAAUUUUCAAUGUUCUUCUGCACCCCAAUGUUAAUGGAAAUAUUUGUAUUUUUCACUACACGUUGGAUUCCUUGCAGAGAAGCGAUGCCUUAACUAAGCUAGUGCUGCAAGAUCAAAUUGCUUGUACUGUGAUGGUCUUUUUCUUGUGGAUAUGUUUGGAUCCACAAAUGGGAAGUAUUUAUGAAUGUUUUUGAGGAUAACACUAUUUUGUAUGCAUUAUUUUGCUAUGAACAUGCUCGACAAAUGACUUGUCUGCAUAAUGAAAUUGAAUAACAUGGUUAUUAAACACAGUACUAGAUCACUUUAUGUCCUAUGCUUUUUAUAUGCACAAAUAUCUCGAGCAAUUAGAAGAAUUGCUAGAUUCUCACAAAAGACCAAAAAAUAUUUGUGCCUCGGUGGUGUUGAAAAAGCAAGAGUAACCCAAGUGUGAAAUUCAGAUUCAUUUUGGUACGUUUCUCUCUUCUGUAUUCCUGCUUACUAGGAUUUGGGAAUUGCUGUACUGAGAAAAACUUGAAUGUCAGCUGUGAAGGGAACAUAUACUCAUUCUUUAGCUGCCAAUGCAGAAAUAGGACUCCUGCAAAUGAAGCUUAUGGAGGUGGUAUGUUUGUUUUAAUUUGUUGAAGAAUGGAAAACCUUUUAUCUCUUGGAACAAUCUAUUUGCAAAUGGUGAAGUGUUGCAUAAUUUAAUGUUACUAUGGCCAUUGUGUAAUUGUUGUAUACCCCUACUUGAAUAAACAAUAGAUU
This is a messenger RNA of Gryllus bimaculatus (two-spotted cricket), 3431 nucleotides long. The record is from the annotation of a GenBank genome assembly. Lineage: Eukaryota; Metazoa; Arthropoda; Insecta; Orthoptera; Gryllidae.